This is a messenger RNA of Plodia interpunctella (Indianmeal moth), 5680 nucleotides long. Its product is annotated as homeotic protein spalt-major-like. NCBI's taxonomy places the organism in Eukaryota, Metazoa, Arthropoda, Insecta, Lepidoptera, Pyralidae. Gene Ontology annotation, biological process: regulation of transcription by RNA polymerase II. Gene Ontology annotation, cellular component: nucleus. The record is from RefSeq and is a predicted model, not a curated record. The transcript is spliced from 8 exons. Gene Ontology annotation, molecular function: RNA polymerase II cis-regulatory region sequence-specific DNA binding; DNA-binding transcription factor activity, RNA polymerase II-specific. Bases 170 to 4216 code for a protein of 1348 amino acids.
GCCGCCCGCGGCAGGCUCAGUCCCGCUUCAGAUGGCGAGUGGUGCGCUCGCCCACACUCCGCGUCCGAACUAGUAGCGAGCCGAGUGUCGGGCUUCGCCGCGAGUGUCCGCGUGGUGAACAGAGAGCGCCGCGACGCCUGCCAUGCGCCGGCCCUAGCCGCGCCACACCAUGCCGCGCGUCAAGCCAGCCUGCGUCCGUCGCGUAUCCAUCGGUGAAAGUUCUGGAUCGUGUUCGGACGAAGACAUAAACAAUGUGCCCGACGAAGUCAGAGAUCGCACUGAGGCGCACAUGUGCCCGCGCUGCCAGGAGCAGUUCGAGAGCCUGCACGAGUUCCUUUACCACAAAAGAGUUUGUGACGAAAAGGCACUUCAAAUGGGCGAGGAAAGAAUGCACUCGGAUCCCGAGGAAAUGGUUGUUUCCGGGGACGAAGAAAUGGAUGGACCUAACAAAAGAUUAGAACAAGUACGGCGACAUCGGCAAGAUGCUGAAAAUAAUAAUAGCCUUGAAGAUGGAGAGGCAGAAGUGCCAGAAGCUGAUGUGCCGCCAGUCGGACUACCAUUUCCGGUUACUGGCCAUGUCACAUUAGAAGCUUUACAAAAUACAAAAGUCGCCGUAGCACAGUUCGCUGCUACAGCAAUGGCCAAUAAUGCCGAUAAUGAGGCAGCAUUACAUGAACUUGCUGUUCUGCAAAGUACUCUAUUUACCCUACAACAUCAACAAGUAUUCCAACUUCAAUUAAUACGCCAACUACAAAAUCAACUGUCCCUCACUCGACGAAAAGAUGAACCGCUGCAGAGCCCUCCCCCGAGUGAAGCAGAGUCGAACGUACCUGUACCCACCGCUCGAUCGCCGUCACCGCCACGUCCGCCACGGGAGCCAACUCCCGCUACUCCCGCUCCUCCUACCAGCCAAAGCUUGCCCUCAACUCACUCGCACCUGACUCCUAAAUCGGACACAAUUUCCAUUCCUAAACUCCCAACUUCUUCCCCACCCAUGAUGUCCCACCCACCUUAUAGUUCCAUUUCGUCAUCAUUAGCAUCUUCAAUUAUCACAAAUAAUGAUCCUCCACCGUCCCUUAAUGAACCAAAUACGCUAGAAAUGCUACAAAAACGAGCCCAAGAAGUCUUGGAUAAUGCAUCGCAAGGACUAUUAGCAAAUAAUCUUGCCGAUGAACUCGCUUUUCGAAAAUCGGGGAAAAUGUCUCCUUAUGACGGAAAGAGUGGAGGAAGAAACGAACCAUUCUUCAAACAUCGAUGUCGAUAUUGUGGAAAAGUAUUUGGAAGUGAUUCUGCACUGCAAAUUCACAUCCGUUCACACACAGGUGAACGGCCUUUUAAAUGUAAUGUUUGUGGAUCUCGAUUUACAACCAAAGGAAAUCUUAAAGUUCAUUUUCAAAGACACACUGCAAAAUUCCCUCAUGUUAAGAUGAACCCGAACCCGAUACCAGAGCAUUUGGAUAAAUAUCACCCGCCACUAUUAGCGCAGUUGUCGCCGGGCCCUAUCCCUGGGAUGCCACCACACCCAUUACAGUUCCCUCCGGGUGGGCCAGCUCCUUUUCCGACGAGCUUGCCACUUUAUAGGCCUCCACACCACGACCUAUUACCACCUCGUCCGCUCGGAGACAAACCUCUUCCACCCCAUCCAUUGUUUGCGAUGCGAGAAGAACAAGACGCUCCGGCUGAUCUCAGUAAACCUUCUGCGCCGAGCCCUUCCAGAUCCACGUCUGAUGUUUUCAAGUCUGAACCACAAGAUGAAGAAAGUCAGAGAGAUUCUAGUUUUGAAGAUACUGAUCGCGUAACACCUAAACGAGAACCGGAAGAAAAUGACACAGUUGCUGAUGGAGAACCAGAAAGAUAUCCAUCUUCAUCACCGUACGACGACUGCAGUAUGGACUCGAAAUACAGCAAUGAAGAUCAUAUUGGCAGAGAAAGUCCGCAAGUCAAGCCCGAUCCAGACCAACCGGAAAAUCUCUCAAGUAAGAAUUCAUCGAUAUCCGGACCAAUUUCAAUAGCAACGGGGCUUCGUACCUAUCCUUCAUUUCCAUUAUUUCCUCAUUCACCACCUAGCAGUAUCUCCUCUGGUAGUAUUACUCCAUUCCAAAACAUGAAUCACAAUAUAGUUGACGUCGAUAUUGCGCGUGAUCCUGUUUUUUAUAAUUCUCUUUUGCCUCGUCCCGGUAGUAACGAUAACUCUUGGGAAAGCUUAAUAGAAAUUACUAAAACUUCAGAGACGGCAAAAUUACAAGAGUUGGUAGAUAAUAUUGACAAUAAAUUAUCAGAUCCCAAUGAAUGUAUAGUGUGUCAUCGAGUUUUGUCAUGUAAAAGCGCUUUGCAAAUGCAUUAUAGAACACAUACUGGCGAAAGACCUUUCCGGUGUAAGUUAUGUGGACGUGCUUUUACGACUAAAGGAAAUUUAAAGACUCAUAUGGGUGUUCAUCGUAUAAAACCUCCAUCUCAAAUAUUACAUCAAUGUCCAGUUUGUCACAAAAAAUUUGCUGAUCUUACUAUACUGCAUGAACAUAUACGCCUUCAUACGGGGGACCGUAUUUCGUUUGACAAUUCUCGUCAUUUGGUGCUAAAUGAUUUUCCAUUAUUAAGUAAUGAAUCCGACGUUAACGAAUACACGCCAUACCGUCCUGUACCUCCACCACUUUUCCCUACUCCUUCCACUCCCGGCGACCGACGGGCGGACUCCCGCGGGACGGACGAUGAGAGCGGCCGGGACGACCGUGAUCCCGCUAAUAGGGAGUUCGACGAUGACUCUGAUAUGAAAGAUCGUCGAACUUCGCCGCUCUCCGUCUACGCCUCGGCGUCCGAAUGCGAAGUAAAAACCAUCACCACAACGGCUUCCCUCCCAUCGGCGACAGGUUCGGAGAGCGGGCGGAGUGCGCGAGCAUCGCCACCAUCGCCCACACUGUCGACGCUGUCGACGCCGCCGCGGCUGCCACAUCACUCACCGCUGCCAUCACCACCCGCGCCCCUCGCAGCGCUCGGUGCUCUCGGAGGAUCACCCUUCAGCCCACUCGGACUCGCGUUUCCUCCCGCAGUGCGCGGCAACACCACGUGUAACAUCUGCUACAAGACGUUCGCCUGCAACUCUGCGUUGGAGAUUCAUUACCGCAGUCACACCAAGGAACGACCUUUUAAGUGCACAGUCUGCGAUCGCGGCUUCUCAACAAAGAGCAGUGGCGGCGGUUGCCGGUGCGGUAGGCGCGCGCGCGCACCCCGCCCCCCGCACGCCACUGCUUUGGAUCUCUGGAACGCCUUCGUCUACCCGGGUAAUAUGAAGCAACACAUGCUGACGCACAAGAUCCGGGACAUGCCUCCGGGUUUCGACAAGAGCUCUAGUGGCGCCACUGACGACACCCGGGAAAGCAGUCCGGACAGGCGCUCGUCCCCGGACAAAAUGGAGCUGAAGAGGUCGCCGCCUGCGCACCCGCCGCCGCCUAUGUCGCACCCACCACCUAUUGAUAUGCCUCCGCUACCAAAGCGACCAAGCGUGCCAAGUGUGCCGACCCACCCGCCACCGCCGGCGUCGUCCAAGCACCUGUGCGGCGUGUGUCGCAAGAACUUCUCAUCGUCGUCCGCGCUGCAGAUCCACAUGCGCACGCACACCGGCGACAAGCCCUUCCGAUGCGCUGUCUGCCAAAAAGCUUUCACUACCAAAGGGAACCUUAAGGUGCACAUGGGCACGCACAUGUGGAGCGGCGGCGCGUCGCGGCGCGGACGCCGCAUGUCGCUGGAGCUGCCGCCGCGGCCGCUGCAUGAGCCGCACGACCUGCUGCGACGCCCCGACCUCUUCUACCCCUAUCUACCCGCACCUUUUCUCAACGGCAUGCAGCAAAAGCUGAACGAAAUAUCAGUCAUACAACAGAGUGCGGGACAAAACGGAGUAGCUGCAAAGUUUCCAGGGCUUCUAGGAUUCGGUGCAUUCGGUGGCGGACGUCCCGGUGCCGCAUCCCCGCUGGAGAGGCCGCCGUCACUCGAGGGCGGCGACGAGAGGCAAGCCGCCAUGAGAGAAUUGGCCGAACGUGGCCGUGAAUUGGCUGAACGUAGUAGGCAAAUGCGGGAAGAAGGAGAAUACAGGUCGCCUCCCGCGCACGCCCCGCAUCCCCCGCCGCCCGCGCAACCUUCGCCCCCCGCGCCGCAUCACCAGCACCCUCACCCCCUCGCAUCCCUACCGCCACCGGCGCGCACUGAGGGCCUAACCGUUUAAAAACUAUUGAUUCGAAAUCCGACAUUCCAAAAACUCGAACUGAAAAUAGUGGCGAAAACAUGAUGAUGAAGAAGCAGACGAAUGAAUCUUAAUUCUCAAAGGAUUAGUGUCAUGUUUAUAUUGUACAAAGACUUAGUGAUAGAUAUAAUUAUAUGAAAAUAAGGACUGAUUAAAUGACAACUGGACGUCUGUUUAUAGCAUAAUAUGUGCAAAGUGUAGUGCUAUGUAACAAAUCGUUAUUCCACGUGUUAUUACGCCUAGUAUUACCUUAAGUAACUUAUAUAUGCACGAGUACGGGCCUGGGGCAAUCGGGGACUCGACUGAGCCCCAAGUUUAUGUCAUUACUCUGUGAUAGAGCACACUCAAAGACUGUGUUGUACGGACCGAAACACAAUAAACGAUUCAACUGUCAAUCUCGAAUAUGAGCUAUGUAUUUACAGUAACGUACACAUAGUCCAAUGUGCUAUGACAUCAAAAAUAAAUAUAAAUUAUCCCAAAAAUUAAAAUCUUAAAUCUCUAUCUAUAAACUGUACAUAAUAUGUAUGAUAAUAAUGAACGUAUAGAUAUAUGUAUAUUUCAAAAUAAAAAUUCUUAAUUAUUAUAAUGAUAUACUUAAAUAAUAUAAAAAGGAGGGCGAUAUGCAUGAUUUUAUCUCCACAUUCCAACCAGAUGUAUUCAAUCUACAGCACUAAAUUCUAGGAGAUUAUUUAGUACACACUACACCUUGUUAAUGAUGAUACGAUUAGAAUGACUAUCUGUCGUGACUAGGUAUCUAGUACUUAUUCUAAUACAUUUAAUUAUUGUAACAGAGGUUAAUGACAUAUUCAUAUCAUGUAAAUUAAAAAGUAUUUGCAUUUGAGGUCUAUAGUUAUAAGUAUUUAGAGUCAUAGCUAUUAUAUUGCUUUAGAAUACUUCAACAUAUCUUUGUAAAAAUGUGAGCGACUGGUAUAAUGAUAAACUUCUUUAAAAAUAAUAGAUACUAUUACGUAGAAAAUCACCGGCACCUUCUGACUGAUAUAUCUACCAAUUUCACAAGAAAUAAUUAUUUCCAAAUACUUAUGCAUUUCUAAAUGCCUAUAUUAGUGAAAUAAUGGAUUUAAUACUAAGUUUAUACAAAAAUUUUGUUCAUUAUCUAUACUUUUUUAUACUUUCAAUCUAGUUAUUCUGUGUAUACAUGUCGUAUAAAUUAUUUAUAACUAAAUCAUGCAUACACUCUUAGUAUUAAAAGAACGCUUGUGGGGCGUUAGGCCCUGUGCAACAAUUUAGUUGACUAGAAUAAAUUCUCAUAGCACCUACAAGUUAUUUUCAAGUUGCAAAUAGAUAUUAGAAUGUAGAAUUAGUCAUGAAUAUGAUGUGUCAUGUCAUGUCAGUAUAAAUAAUCACUGUAAAUUAUUAAAUGUUUAUGUAAAUGUCCAAAAAGUAUUCAAAUUAUUUAAAAAAUCAAUUAUACUAAUUAUUAUUUUC